Molecule: messenger RNA, 832 nt
Organism: Cantharellus anzutake
Lineage: Eukaryota; Fungi; Basidiomycota; Agaricomycetes; Cantharellales; Hydnaceae
Exons: 3
Coding region: 5-424 (139 amino acids)
Biological process (GO): regulation of DNA-templated transcription
Molecular function (GO): DNA-binding transcription factor activity, RNA polymerase II-specific; zinc ion binding
Source: RefSeq, a predicted model, not a curated record
UCCGAUGGCUUCUUCAUUGGCAGGAAGCCGAAAUCAGGCCCCAGCAAGGAAUCACUGGCAGCAAACUUGUACGGGCUGCAGAGCCAUUCACCAACAUUGUGGAGGAAGGUCCCAUAGCGGAGGGCCAUGUGCGCGUUGUGCGCGUCGCGGGAUUCGUUGCGUGUUUCCUGAGCCGCCAGCUGUUCUGCCAUCAAGGAAUUGCCCGACAAACGAAUUGUACGCAGGCUCGUCUUCGGGGGUCGCUAGGAACUGGAUCCAGCCUUCGGUUGUCACAAUUCCUUCAGGAGUCGCGCCCAGUCCUCCCACUGGGGCGCACUGCCUCCCGCAGGCCCAUGGUGCAGGACACUCCUUGGAACCGCCCAACGGGGCGGGGGGACUAUGGCAAAGUACGUCCUUUGGUGCGGGACGGGGAGAACUCAUCUAAUUCUUGAAAUCAUGAUCACUUACUUGAUCUCGCUGAAGAUUUCGUUACGCCCAGCUGUGGCCAAGCUCAAUACCGCUAUGAGCCUGUUCCAUCACCUAUCUCGUCAGCAAGUGCUAGAGGAACAUCCGGUGGACACGGAUAUGACACAGCAUGGGCAUCACUAUUUCCCACUGCCCAAAGUGCUUCUGCAGCCCGAGGACUCUUGGGAAGCCCCCAAAGAGCAGAAGACGCAAUGGCUGACUUCAUGCGGUUCCAGCGACAUAUUCUCCUCGCGGUGCCGGGAUCAUUUCGGAUCGUUUUUGAGGUCGAAGGCGGCGAUCAGGCCAUAGUGAACCUUCAAGACGCACCUACGUUGAAUAGAGGUGGUGGUGCUCAAGCCGUCAGAGUUGAAAGUCAUGAACCGGCCAG